This is a messenger RNA of Populus trichocarpa (black cottonwood), 3003 nucleotides long. Its product is annotated as putative pentatricopeptide repeat-containing protein At4g17915. The record is from RefSeq and is a predicted model, not a curated record. Gene Ontology annotation, molecular function: protein binding. The transcript has 2 exons. NCBI's taxonomy places the organism in Eukaryota, Viridiplantae, Streptophyta, Magnoliopsida, Malpighiales, Salicaceae. The coding region runs from base 278 to 1642 and encodes 454 amino acids.
UAGUCCAUAGUACUCACCUUAUUGCAGAGCUCUUUGCAUCUUCCACUGAAUUGGCCCUUGUUUCAACACCAAACCAGGACAAAAACACAAACACCUUCUGGGUGCAGUGCCAACACUUCAUUGUCCAAAGUGAACAACAAGAUUUACAUCAAAGUUUGAAACUCUCUUGUCUUAGCAGCAAGAUUUGUUUGAGAGUUUGAGACUUUUCAGGCAACAAUUGUUAUUGGUAUGCAAAUCUCGCCUCUUCGUGUAAUUGGGUUCCAUUGGAUAAUUAGUAAUGGUCAGUAGAUCAUCGACUAGAUUCUUGAAUAUUUGUAUAGCUUCUUUUUGCAAAGCCAAGCAUUUACAAAGAGCUGAAACUGUGAUUAUUGAUGGUGUAAGACUAGGUGUUUUGCCUGAUGUUGUUACUUACAAUACAUUGAUCAAUGCUUACUCUCGUUUUGUUAGUUUUGAUGCUGCUUAUUCAGUACUUGAUAGAAUGAAAGAAGCCAGUAUAAAACCUGAUAUAGUUACUUACAAUUCUUUGAUUGCUGGUGCCAUGAGGCAUUGUUUGUUGUCGAAUUGUAUGGAUUUGUUUGAAGAAAUGCUUGAGUUGGGGAUAAAACCUGAUAUUUGGAGUUAUAAUACUUUGAUGCAUUGUUUUUUUAAGCUAGAAAGACCUGAUGACGCAUAUCGGGUAUUUACGGAUAUUAUACUUUGUUAUUUAUCACCUUCUCAAGCUACGUAUAAUACUAUGCUUAAUGGGCUUUGCAAGUGUGGUUUUGUGGAGAAUGCGCUCAUGUUGUUUAGGAAAUUAAAGAGACAUGGGUUUGUUCCUUCAUUGGUUACUUAUAAUAUUCUUAUUAAUGGGUUGUGUAAAGCUUGGAAAUUGAAGACAGCUAGGUGGAUGCUCAAGGAGCUUGGUGCAUCUGGACUUGUUCCAAAUGUUAUAACGUAUACUACAGUCAUGAGGUGUUGCUUUAGAUCUAGGAGGUUUGAACAAGGGCUUGAGAUAUUUGAAGAGAUGAUUGAUAAGGGAUAUACCUUUGACGGUUUUGCAUAUUGCACAGUUGUUGGUGCUUUGGUCAAGACUUGUAGGAUUGAAGAAGCAAGUCAUUAUAUGGAGCGGAUGGUGAACACUGACAUUGGUCUUGAUAUGGCAUCUUAUAAUACACUCAUUAAUUUGUAUUGUAAAGGUGGUAAGUUGGAAAUGGCACAUGGAGUACUUGAUAAAAUGGAAAAGGAAGGUUUUGAACGUGAUGAGUAUACAAACACGAUUCUGAUGAAUGGGUUGUGUGAGGAAGGUGAUGUUGAGGGGGCCAUGGAGUAUAUGAAUGUAGCGGGUUUCAAUUCAAACUUGGUUGCUUUAAACACCAUGGUUGAUAGGUGGUGUAAAGCUGAUCAGAUUGAUUAUGCUUUUAAAAUCUUUGAUUCAAUGGAUAUGAGGGAUUCUUUUACCUACUCCUCCUUGAUUCACAAUCUUUGCAAGGUUGGAAGGUUCCGUUGUGCAUCCAAGCUCUUGCUCUCUUGUGUAAGAAGUCGCACGAGAAUACUCCCAUCUGCUAAGCGUGCAGUUUUUGAUUGUCUUCGUCAUUCUGGUCAUCAAAGAGAAGCAAAGAGACUUAAAUCAGAAAUUAAAUUGGCUCUUUCCGCAGUUGUUUAGGUUCACUAUGGAGUUGGAACAUUUUUCUGGGGAAACUCAUUCAAUUUAUUGGUCAUUUACAAGGUGAAACUCUUUAUAUGUCAAUGAUGGUAUUGUUGGACUUCUUUUGAGUUCAAGUUUAAUGAUAAACUUGAUUGUAUGCUCUAUCUGUAUGUUGAAAAAACUCGUUUUUUUUUUUUUUUUGCAUAUAUUGUUGGGAACCAGUCUAAAGGAACUGUACCAUAUCAACUGCUCCCAAGUGAAUGUUAUUUUAAUGUAACUAAUGCAGUGAUUUCCUUGCAGAACAAAAUAUGUUCAUCUUUUUCGGAAACUUCAAAUUUUUCUUGGAAUUUUUGUCAUUUUUUAUAAGUCAUUUAGGCUUGAAACUUGCACAGGCCUAUAUUACUUGUUUUUAAUUUUAUUAAUUAGAAUAGAGGUGGUGAGAUUUAAAUUCAUGACCACUGGGUCAACAAGGGUUUUAUACCAUGUCAAAAAAUCAAUUCAACGAAAUAACUUAAGUUGUUAGUUGAGGUCUUAAUAUAUGAUUUAUAUUAUUCUCUAACAUAUACAAAAAAAAUUUCCAUUUGCUCAUUCAGUGUAAUUAUUUCUGAAAUUUCAGAACACUCUAAACAGUCCACGAUUACUUGUGGCAAAAUUAUGCUCAACAUGCAUGCUGUGUCUUUUUAUUUUUUAUUUUUUUGGUGUAGCAUUUGAUAAUCUGUCCGUGUGCUUUCAUUGUGAGCUGUUGUUUUUUUGGAUUAAGAAGUUACAGACCACAGGGUUCAAAGUUUUAGGAUUCAAGUAUGGUUAGAGUGAACUUCCAUGACAAGGAUGAAAAUUGAUAGAGAAUCAGCUCUGUAUUUAAUGGCAACAAUCAUCGAGGUUUUCUCAUUUUAAUGGUGCUAAAUAUAAAGAAUAAAGAAACACGUGGUAAUUAAGACUCCUAUUAUUGUAUGAGUAUAUGGUUGAGGCUUAGGGAACUUCUGAUGAAUGUACAGUAUUCAGGAAACGACAACUCUCAGAGAAUGUAAACAAGGAAAGAUUACUAUCUGGGACCUGUCUAAGAAGUGUUGUCUAAUAUCACCUCUAUAGUCUUAUAUCACCAUGCAGUAGUUCAAACUUCAAAGAUGACUUCCUCCUUUGUCACUGAUCUACUUUUUCAUAGAUGGAACUCUUGUGGAAUUUUAGAUCAGCCAAUUUGCUUGCUAACUAAACUAGCCUGCAUACAAAGAUACAUUUACAUCCGUGCUUCUCAAUUUACUAGUUUCUUUGACAUCAUGUACCCGGGUUAUUCACUGAAUAAUGCUUGAUUACAUUUGUGUUUAUCUUCCUAAUUUCUCAUGUCCUAUGAAUGAUUUUAUAAUAUCUCGAGCUGCUUGGUG